AUGAAGAAAAAACCAGAACUAAUCUUCAUUCCCUCACCAGGGAUUGGACACUUAGCUUCAUCACUUCAAUUUGCAAAACUCUUAAUCAAAACUAAUACCAACCUUUUCAUCACAGUCCUAUGCAUCAAUCUUCCAAACACUCCUAUUUCAGAUUCAUACAUCAAAUCAGUUCUUAACUCACAACCUCAAAUUCAUCUCAUUCAUCUCCCUCAAGUUGAAUCACCACCAAAUGAGCUAUUAAUAUCACCACCAUGCUACAUCAAAACCCUCAUGCAUAACCUCACACCUCAUGUCAAAUCCACCAUUCAAACCAUUUUAUCGUCUUCUUCAAACCAUGUUGUUGGUUUAGUCUUAGAUAUCUUCUGUCUUUCUAUGAUUGACGUUGGAAAUGAAUUUGGAAUCCCUUCUUAUUUGUUUCUAACAUCAAAUGCUGGUUUCUUGGGGUUCAUGCUUUCCUUUCGAAACCGUCGAAUCGAUGAUGUGUUCAAUGAUUCUGAAUCCGAGUUGUUAAUUCCUGGUUUCACUAAUCUAGUACCUUCAAGUGUGUUACCUAAUUCUGCUUAUAGUAAAGGUGGUUAUGAGGUUUAUUAUAAUCUUUCAAAGAGAUUCAAUGACACCAAAGGAAUUAUUGUUAAUACAUUUUCAGAUUUGGAACAGUAUUCAAUUGAUGCAUUAUCUAAUCAUGAUGAAAAAAUCCCUCCUAUCUACGCUGUUGGACCUUUGUUAGAUCUCAAAGGCAACCCUAGUGCUAAGUUAGACCAAGCUCAACGUGAUGUUAUAUUGAAAUGGCUAGAUGAACAGCCUAAUAAAUCUGUUGUUUUUCUAUGUUUUGGAAGCAUGGGAGUUAGCUUUGUUCCAUCUCAAGUAAGAGAAAUAGCAUUAGGACUUAAGAAUAGUGGAGUUAGGUUUCUGUGGGCUUUAAAGUCUCCACCAGAAGGGUUUUUAGAAUGGAUGAAAUUGGAAGGUAAGGGAAUGAUAUGUGAAUGGGCACCUCAAGUUGAGAUAUUAUCACAUAAGGCUAUUGGUGGGUUUGUUUCACAUUGUGGAUGGAAUUCUAUUUUGGAAAGUUUGUGGUUUGGUGUGCCAAUAUUGACAUGGCCUAUUUAUGCAGAACAGCAGCUUAAUGCUUUUAGGAUGGUGAAGGAAUGGGGUCUAGCUGUGGAGUUGAGAGUGGAUUAUAGAAAGGGUAGUAAAGAUGUUGUUAUGGCUGAAGAGAUUGAGAAAGGGUUGAAGAGUUUGAUGGAUAGAGAUAACAUUGUGCAGAAGAAGGUUCAAGAGAUGAAGGAGAUGGCAAGGAAUGCUGUUGUUAAUGGUGGAUCUUCUUUCAUUUCUGUUGAAAAACUCUUUGGUAAUAUGAUAGGAAGCAACUGA
Lathyrus sativus (Indian pea) is the source of this 1371-nucleotide messenger RNA. The record is from the annotation of a GenBank genome assembly. Lineage: Eukaryota; Viridiplantae; Streptophyta; Magnoliopsida; Fabales; Fabaceae.